This is a messenger RNA of Olea europaea var. sylvestris, 1368 nucleotides long. RefSeq names its product LAG1 longevity assurance homolog 2-like. The record is from RefSeq and is a predicted model, not a curated record. The coding region runs from base 213 to 1079 and encodes 288 amino acids. Lineage: Eukaryota; Viridiplantae; Streptophyta; Magnoliopsida; Lamiales; Oleaceae. Gene Ontology annotation, molecular function: sphingosine N-acyltransferase activity. The transcript has 6 exons. Gene Ontology annotation, biological process: ceramide biosynthetic process. Gene Ontology annotation, cellular component: membrane; endoplasmic reticulum.
CACUAGUAAAAUGCAUCAAACUUUCCUACGAGAAAUUUUUUUUACUGGAUCUUCGUCUUCUCCACCAGUCCACUCCCUCGAUCUAUACUUUCUCUCUCUCUCUACUGAUUCUCCGUCCUGUCACUCUGCUUACCGAAAAAUUCGUUACUAUUCGGUUAUUCAAUUGUUGAUGGUGAUUGAAUAUGGAUAGUAACUGAGGCUGGAAUCGUGUAAUGGACUCGAUCUGGAAGCAGAAUGCUGUCCCAAACGUAUGGGAUUUUGUUGUUACGUUAUACUUCGCUCUCGGUUUCGCCGUCGCCAGGUUCUUGCUUGAUAGAUUCAUCUUUCGCAGGUUGGCCAUCUGGUUGUUGAGAUGUGGAGAUGAUCUGCUGACGAUUAAUGAGGCUAAAAGAGCAAAAAUUGUGAAAUUUUCAGAGUCUAUGUGGAAACUUACAUACUAUGCUACUGUUGAGUAUUGUGUUUUAUCAGUUAACUACCACGAGCCAUGGUUCAGGGAUAUAAAGGAGUACUUUACAGGUUGGCCUAAUCAUGAGCUGAAGCCUCCUUUGACCCUCAUUUAUAUGUGCCAAUGUGGCUUCUACAUCUAUAGCUCUGCUGCCCUCCUUACCUGGGAAACAAGGCGGAAGGAUUUCUCUGUUAUGAUGUCUCAUCAUGUUGUCACUGUUAUUCUGAUUGCUUACUCAUACAUGGCAAGGUUCUUUCGGGCAGGUGCAGUGAUUCUUGCAUUGCAUGAUGCAAGUGAUGUAUUUCUUGAAGCUGCUAAGGUUUUUAAAUAUUCUGAAAAUGAGCUUGGAGCUAGUGUGUGCUUUGGAUUGUUUGCCAUUUCAUGGUUUACACUAAGGCUGGUAUUCUUUCCAUUUUGGGUUAUACGAUCCUCAAGCUACUACUUGUGCGAAGUCCUGAACCUGUCAGAGCCAUAUCACAUGGCAAUAUAUUAUGUCUUCAAUACAAUGCUAUUGAUGCUGCUCGUUUUCCAUGUUUAUUGGUGGAUUCUAAUAUGCUCAAUGAUCAGAAGACAACUGAAGAAUAGAGGAAAAGUUGGAGAAGAUAUAAGAUCAGAUUCGGAGGAUGACGAUUAGUCAGAAGAUGAUGCUCAAGUUCUUCUGUAAAGUAAUUUUGCUUGGCGAAAUUGCUUGUGAUUUGAAGGUUCACUUCUGUUAGUGAUUGGUUUUACCAUGUAGGAUAGAUGGAACUCUCUACAAUAUUCCUAGUCCGUGUUUUCUUUUCCUAGUAGAGAAAAAUGUAGGACUAUCUAAUAUUUCACUGGUAUAUUGUGACUUUGAUGUACAAAUAAUAGGUGCUUCCAAAUCAUGUCACCCAAUGUAAUAUUAUUGUCACAAUAAAAUUGUGGUAGCAUCAUUUUUUCCA